Messenger RNA from Maudiozyma barnettii, 612 nucleotides. It is a transcript of the gene ACM1, whose product is annotated as Acm1p. Lineage: Eukaryota; Fungi; Ascomycota; Saccharomycetes; Saccharomycetales; Saccharomycetaceae. The record is from RefSeq and is a predicted model, not a curated record. Bases 1 to 612 code for a protein of 203 amino acids. The transcript has a single exon.
AUGAGUUCACCAUUAAGAAGAAGAUCAGCUUUGACUAGCAAAAACGUUAACCUUAAUUCAAGAUCAAACAACUUUUUAACCAAGAGUAUGAGUAGUAGUAGUCUCCCAAGCAACAGUUUAUCUAGAUCUCCAUCUGGGUCUCCAACAAGAUGUUCACAAAAAACUAAUAUUAGACAAAGUCCAUUGAAGAAAAGAAUCUCAGGAACACCAUCUCCCAUUAAGAGACUACAACAGGGCUUUGCAUUUUCAUUCCACGAAGAUAAUUCUCCUACUCGUAUAUCCAUAAUCAAAUCACAUGAACAUAUAAAUCCACGUGAAAAUGAUGAUGGUACGGCCAAAGAAAACGUAUCUCCUAUUAGAACGAAUACUACAAGCAAAAAAAAUAAUGAAAGUGCUAAAUUACAUUCCAUUGAAGAAUUCUCAAGGAAUAAAACAGAAAAGACUUCGAGAAGAAUCCCACUACAAGAAUUAAGAGCCUCGGAUUAUCCUGGAUACUUAGAAGAUCCUAUUACUCACAAUGUAUGCCCUUUAGAUGUACCUUUUAGUGUCAACCAUAAUAGCAGCUCAGAGAGCUCAAAACGGAGCUCGCCAUCUAGAAUUCUUCGUUUCUAA